GAAGCACGCGCUGUAUGCUCGUUUGUGCCUGUUCGAUACCGCCGAUGUUCGAUUGUUUUGGACUGCAGACAAGAUGGCCGUCGACUGUGAACGGUGAUAAUUCUCACACACUUGAUAUUUUCUGAUGAGAUAAGCUAAUAUUUGAGAGCUCCUUGCAGAAAUGGGUUUGUCACAGAGUUCAGAAGUAUCCGAAGGAGGAACGUAUGGAUACCACGUGCACGGCGUGCAGCCGAGUUCCCCUGCAGAAAAGGCCGGACUGCAGCCCUUCUUUGACUUCAUUCUGUCUGUGGACAACACAAGACUUAAUGAGGAAAAUGACCUGCUGAAGGAGCUUCUGAAAGCCAACAUGGAGAGAGCAGUGAAGAUGGAGGUGUACAGCACUAAAACCAUGAGGAUUCGUGAGCUGGUCGUGGUGCCCAGUAACAUGUGGGGAGGACAGGGCCUGCUAGGUGCCAGCGUUCGCUUCUGUAGCUACCAAGGGGCCAAUGAGAAUGUCUGGCAUGUUCUGGACGUGGAAGCCAGUUCACCUGCUGCACUGGCAGGGCUUCAGACACACAGUGACUACAUUGUUGGAGCAGAUCAAGUGUUGCAAGAUUCAGAAGACUUCUUCUCGCUGAUUGAGGCACAUGAAGGGAAGCCCCUGAAGCUGCUGGUGUACAACACGCAAGUGGAUGCUUGCAGGGAGGUGAUGGUCACACCAAAUGGAGCCUGGGGUGGAGAGGGCAGUUUGGGUUGUGGCAUUGGUUAUGGCUACUUGCACCGAAUCCCAGCACAUCCCAACACAUCGACGGCUGAUCCUUCCAACCCUGUUCCCGAGGAGGAACCCCCUCUGAAGCUGCCUACCCAUGGAUUCACUGAGGCGCCUUUGGUUGCACCUUCAAGCUUAAGUGAAGACGUGUUAGACCUGGAGCAGGUCACCCUUCAGGAAGCUGCUCUACCUCCACCCAUCCAGAGAGUCAUGGACCCAGGUUUUUCAGACUCUGAAGUGGCAGUAAUAAACCCUGACACGGCAGAUUUGGUGGACAAACUGGAUCUGUCCAUAUCAUCCAUCGACAUGACUAGCACUUCCCUGGCUAUGCAUGAGGAGAAGGACUGCGAAAUCUCUGGUAUUGAAGAGCUGGAGGACGGUGUGCUGCUUUCGUCAUCAGCAGACAACCAGACUGACCCACAAGAGCUGAACUCCCAGGCAGCCAUGGAUCUCACUUCUGCUCUCGCUUCCAGUAACUCCUUCUCAGAUUCAGGCAGCCCACCAGCUGAACUAUCUCACAUGGUCACGGAGUCCACAGACCUACCUGUCUCUCUCUGUGAGUCUAGCGACAGUCCACCUCUGGGUGCAUUGUCGUUCCCCGUAGAGUCCCCCGAACCUCCUGCUGAACCCUCUGUCCCAGUCGAAGAUCAUCCCCGCACACCUCCCAUUGAUCUCCUCCAGUCAUCUGCUGUGAAUGAGCCGAUGGUGGACGAUUCUCCCACUCAGGCCAUUGAGGAUGAGGCAGGGCCAGCAGAGGAGCUUCUGGACGUGGCUUCUGCUCAUCACUGCAGCCAUGAGAGUGGUGAGGAGGAACCAGAAGAGCCGCCUCUUCAGUAAGCUUACAUCAGUAUGUACAAAAAUGUUGACAAUCACAGAGCUUUUUAAAGAAACCCUACACAUGAAAUACAAAGCAAAGGAAAAGGCUGUAUGAUUUGAUAUUAGUAGUCUGAGAUUGAGUGUAUGGCUCCUCCAUUGGGUUAGUACAGAAACUACACUACAGAAAAGAGCUGAAGUGUUAGCAUUAAAGUAGAAAAACACUUACAUGCACAGCAGGAACGUCUUAUUUGUUUUAUGUGAGAAUUUUAAGUUACUGUUCAUUUGUAGGCCAAAAAUAUUUUCCAUGCUCAGUGCAAAAUUAGAUUAUACGGGUGACGGGACUUCUGGUACACAAGCGUGAUGAAUACUUGAACACUUCCAAAGACAAACACAUAUAUUUACUACAGCAAAGCACAGCUGCACCUUAAUAUCCAUGACACCAUCAAAGUUUGUGAAGCUACCAGACUGUUGGCAGGUUAAAAACAAAAAGAGGGAAACUGUUGCUGGAGUUUAUGAAAUAUGUAUUGGAUUUUAAAGUGUUUUUGAUGUGGUAUGAGGGAAAUAUUUGUCCUCUUGUACUGUGGCAAACCAGUCAGUACAAGUUUUUACACUAGAUUUGAUCAGGUCAGUAUGUUUUUAAGUCUUUUGAUUUAUUCAGCCACUCAAUCUGAUCUGUUUGAAAAUAAUUUCUACUGCUUGUAUUGUUGGAAUUUUGUCCCCUUGUCUCCCUCAACACUAUUGUUUCUUUUUAAUUUUUGUGAUCUAUGCAACAGUAGACAAGUCGUGUAAAUCCAGUAGGUGACGGCCCUUUCAUAUAGAGUAUGUAAGUAUGGUAACAGUGAUGCUGCUGUUGAAUAAUUGUUUUGUUUUUUCUAGCAGGGUUCUUAAUGUUUUUCACAAAGUAGGUGCUAAUGUAUAAAAUAAGGAAAAGUAUUUUUGCAGAUAUUUUAUCAAGUAAUUGUGUGUUUUAUUAGGAAUGGGUGCAGUCUUUUGAUGAACGUGAAACAAGUGAAUAUUUGAUGGUUAAACAAUCAUAUCACUUGACUGAAAAAAAAAAAAAUCUUCUCGUGUUUUUCUUCUUAGACUCUCAUCAGAUGAACAAAUUACAACUCAAGAAACAUCCAUUUAUAUUCCCAUAAAUCUGCCAUUGUUAAACCA
Molecule: messenger RNA, 2722 nt
Organism: Scatophagus argus
Lineage: Eukaryota; Metazoa; Chordata; Actinopteri; Scatophagidae
Gene: gorasp1a
Product: golgi reassembly stacking protein 1a
Exons: 9
Coding region: 161-1585 (474 amino acids)
Biological process (GO): Golgi organization
Cellular component (GO): Golgi apparatus
Molecular function (GO): protein binding
Source: RefSeq, a predicted model, not a curated record